Molecule: messenger RNA, 5065 nt
Organism: Hippoglossus stenolepis (Pacific halibut)
Lineage: Eukaryota; Metazoa; Chordata; Actinopteri; Pleuronectiformes; Pleuronectidae
Gene: ttll7
Product: tubulin tyrosine ligase-like family, member 7
Exons: 21
Coding region: 562-3342 (926 amino acids)
Biological process (GO): microtubule cytoskeleton organization; protein polyglutamylation
Cellular component (GO): cilium
Molecular function (GO): tubulin binding; tubulin-glutamic acid ligase activity
Source: RefSeq, a predicted model, not a curated record
UCCAGUAGCGCACGGGAGAAGAAGCCCAGGAUCCUGGUGUCCAGCGUCUUGUCAGUCCGCCGUAGUAACGCAUGUACACGCUAUGAACACCGGCGCGGGGUUGUAGGUAGUCCCGGGUCUGGGUGUCUCUCUUCACGGCGACAGUGGGGUUGGGACGAGCCCGGCAGAGGAGCUGGUGCACCGCCUGUGUCUGGAAUAAAGAAGGCAUUCCUAUCUUUCCCUCGGUCCACCCCUCCCUCCCUUUCUCCUCUCGGGGUCUGUAAAUAAGCUGGGGCUGUGUAGACCCUUGAGAGUCCCUCCCCCUCCCGCUCUUCCCCCACCACCCCUUCAAACUCCAGUGCCUGCUCAGAUUCUGCUACUCUCAACGCUGCUGAGGGGCACUGGGGAGAUGCUCAGAUGAUCCACAGGGCCGUCCCGAAACGCAUCGUCCACACAGCCUAGAAGACUAACUAGAGCGAGUGUGAGAGAGCCCUUGGAGGGUGCAGUGAGUUCCCCUGCGAAGCCCGCCCACCAAGCCUGGCAGAAAGCUCGGCUUGCCCCUUCGCUACUCCAGCCCCUGAGAUGCCCUCCCCUCCCAAUGAUGGAGAGGAUCAAGGAGCGUCCCCCAUGAAGAGGCCAUCUGUGGGCUCCUACCAGAGCAGCGGCAGGAAGGCACACAUGAAAAAGAAAAAAGGCAGGAUCAACGCCAAUGUUGCUGGCACCAAAUAUGAGAUCGUUCGCAUUGUCAUCAAUGAGAUGGACUUCAUCAAGACCCGGGACGAAGACGAGACGGCCAACCUCAUCUGGAAUGACUCGGCCGUGCAGCACGAGAAAAUCGCUGAGCUCCGGAAUUAUCAGAGAAUUAACCAUUUCCCUGGCAUGGGCGAAAUCUGCCGGAAAGACUGCCUAGCAAGAAACAUGUCCAAAAUGAUCAAGAUCCAGCCUCAAGAAUACAGCUUCAUACCCAAGACCUGGAUCUUCCCAGCUGAGUACACUCAGUUCCAGAACUACGUCAAAGAACUGCGCAGGAAACGCAAACAGAAGACCUUUAUCGUCAAACCUGCCAACGGAGCCAUGGGUCACGGGAUCUCGCUUAUCCGUAACUGUGAGAAGUUGCCAGCCCAGGAACACUUUAUCGUUCAGGAGUACCUGGACAAGCCCUUCCUGAUGGAGGGUUACAAGUUUGACCUGCGCAUCUACAUCCUCGUCACGUCCUGUGACCCGCUUCGCAUUUUCCUCUACAAUGACGGCCUGGUUCGCAUGGGCACAGAGAAGUACCAUGCACCCAGUGAGGCCAACCUGAGCCAGCUCUACAUGCAUCUGACCAACUACUCCGUCAACAAACACAAUGAGAACUUUGAGCGAGAUGAGACAGUGGACAAAGGAAGCAAGAGAUCCAUUAGCUGGUUCACUGAGUUCCUCCGCGCCAACGGCUAUGAUGUGGCCAAGUUCUGGGGAGACGUCUCUGAGCUGGUGGUUAAGACAUUAAUAGUGGCUGAACCCCACGUGCUGCACGCCUACCGCAUGUGUCGCCCCGGCCAGCCACCAGGGAGCGACAGCGUCUGCUUUGAGGUCCUCGGCUUUGACAUCAUCCUGGACCGCAAACUCAAACCCUGGCUACUGGAGAUCAAUCGAGCGCCGAGCUUCGGGACCGAUCAGAAGAUUGAUUACGACGUGAAGAAAGGGGUGCUGCUCAAUGCUCUCAAACUCCUCAACAUUAGGGCCAGUGAUAAGAAGCGUAACCUGGCCCAGCAAAAGGCAGAAGCUCAGAGACGGCUCUACGGACACGGCUCCAUGAAGAAGCUCUCAGCUGCUUCUUCAGACUGGGAGAAACAGCGUCACACACUUGAGAGAAGGAGAGAAGAACUGAAAGAGCGACUGGCACAGGUCCGCAAGCAGAUCUCCAGGGAGGAGCAUGAAAAGCAACAUCUGGGGAACUACAGACGUAUUUACCCCCCAGACGACAAGCUGCUGUUGGAGAAGUAUGAAAGCCUGCUCUCGGCCGCCUUUCAGACCUUCCUCGCUGGGCGAGCUGCCUCACUUCAAAAGGAAAUGAAUAAUCCUCUGAAACGAAUGAAGGAGGAGGACAUCUUGGAUCUGCUGGAACAAUGUGAACUGGAUGACGAGAAGCUGAUGGGCAAAUCCUCCAGGCAGCGAGGACCUAAGCCCUUGACCGCUAUGCCAGAAUGCAGCCAGACACCGAGACGUCAACGACCCGACUACCUGGCUGACUUCACCAGCGGCAGCAGCGAUGAAAACUCCUGCUCCUCCUCAGACGAAGAGGAGGAGGAGAGGAGGAAAGCAGGAGGAGGAGGAAGAGGUGGGGAGAAGAAGGAGAAGAAAGUUUCCUACGACCUUGGGGAGAGCAAGGAGAAGAACUUGGCUGAGCGCUCAGGUCGCAUGCACUGGAAACCUCCCGUCAAGCCGCUGAAAACCAGCCCCGCCCCCUCCGCAUCGCCGACACUCUCUGGUCCAAUCAGGCGCUCCAUCUCCUGUCCGCGCUCCAUCGCCUCCCUCUCGUCACCCAGUGAAGUGCGAGGGCUGUCUACCAAGCAAUCGCCUACAGUCCCCGUGGCCACGCCCCUCGUCAGGCCGACCUCCGCCACGCUGCGCUCUCACUCGCUGAGCCGCAGUGGCUCCACCCACCGUGUGCCUCACAGCAACAGCCUGGGAACCAUCCACUCCAACAUAAGCGAUCCGCUAAUAAACCUGAGGAGUAAAGAGCAGGAGGCGGAGCUGGUGCGUCAGACCCUGGCCGCGCUCACCGCCAUGAGGAUCAGGUUCCCUGGCAAAACCGAGGAAGAGGCCGAGGCUGUGCUGGAUGAGAUCCUUGACAACUGGAAAUACCACAAACCAAAGGUGGCCUCCUAUUGGCUGGUGAAGCUGGACUCGACCAAACAACGGAAGGUGUUGGACAUUGUGCGCACCAAUGUACGCUCGGCACUGCAGCGGAUCUGGAGAGAGCCAGAUGUGGAGAGCCUCCACCUCUAUCGGCUCUUUAACCGAGUCUUCAACCGGCUGCUCUGGAGUCACGGGCAGGGCCUGUGGAACUGCUUCUCCAACACCGGUUCAUCGUGGGAGACCAUCUUCAGUAAGAGCAGUGAGGUGGUGUCACCCCAGGAGCUGCAGUGCUGCCGCCGGCUGGUCCAGCUGUGCCGAGACUGCCUCCUGGUCGUCUACAAGUUUGUCUCCGAGUCCCGCGGCUCUUUGACCGGACUCAGCCCCGAAUGGGAUGACACCAGGUAUGUGCUGCCAGUGACCUCCCAGUUCAUCAUGAAGUGGCCUUCGUCCAGCUUUGGCCGCAUCUCCUCGGUCAUGCCGCGCUCCCGCAGCCUCUUCGCCGCCAGGAUGGGCCACUUCUGAGGUCACCGUGGCAACCCUGGCUACUGACACCUCGCCUUUUUGACUUCAACCCCCCCCCCUCCCCUGACUCUCACCCAGCCAAACUCCGAUCUCAGCAAUCCUGGUAUGGAGCUGGAUCUUUGGGCAGCUCUGGACACCGGAUGGGAGCCUCACCCUUCAGCCAAGCCCCCUCGUGGGAGAUCAACAAGGAAAGGCUGAGUGACUGAGGUUUUCUUCAGGGCCUUGUUCAGUUUAGUUUAGUUUGGCCCUGCUCAGACCAGCAGAACACCGGCACCCUCUGACCCUCCCUUUAGCCCUCAUUGUAACGGCUGUAAUAUACCUAAUCACUGUACAGUUACAAGUCAUGGUACUGUAAAAGUCAAGAAUAACAGAUACUAAACAAUGCAAGGAUUAUUUAUUUAUGUACUUAUUUAUUUUCUAAGAUAUUCCAUGAAUGCAGUGAAUGCUGAUGCAGAAUGCAAAAAUGGAAUGAUUCAACUAAAGCUAUCCCUUGUUUGGGAAGUGGAUUUAAAAAGAAAAACAAAAACAAAAAGCUUAUUUUUGCUGGCUAAAAUCAUUUCUCUUAUUUCUGUGGUAAGAAUUUAAUUUAUUUCAUAACUUAUAUCAGCGACUUUCUGUUUAGAAAUGUUAUAACAGUCACUUUAUGUCCAUGUUUUUGAUUUUCAGGGUAACAAUAGAGAGGUGGUGUCCGGAUAAUUCAAACUGUUUCACUUUUGAAUGAUUAUGCCUCAUGUUUUACACGUGCGAUCGUAGGUGCAGCAUUGUUAUCAAGCAACAAAAUGUUCAGAAUGUGGACGUAGAAGAGCCACGCCUCUUUGCCUCUCAGAGCACGAGCCGACUUUGAUGCCACAGCAUCAGGAGCCAAACUGAAGUCCCAGCGAGCGUCCAGUUCCUUACCCAGUAAAUGCACUUUGCAGUUUGUCACAGAAAGAGAAAGUGGGUGCACAUCUUAGUCGUGUUUGCAUGCCUAGAUUUUAGUCCCUCACGUGGGCGUAGAGGUGAAACGGAGGAGCUGCGUUCGGAACAUACUUGAAGUCGUGUGUUUGUCAUGAAUCAUUGUGUCUUGUAUCGGCUGCUCUGAGAAGAAGACACUUCACCUAUAGAUUUCUUGUCUCGAUUAUGGAUGUGUUAAGGAUAAUAGAGAUGUGUUGCAUCAUUUAGAGAUCUUGCAGCAGGUCGAAUGACUCGGAUCAUCGGCUGAAACGCACCAGUUGUACUGGCGGUGAUUUAUUCUCCUGGGACGAGCAGUUGCAGCCUUUUUUCUCCAUCACACUGUAGGUACAAGUACCAGGGAAACUCAUUGGAUGUGCCAAUAAUAAGCACAUCUGCUUCACGUGUUCAGUUUUAUUUAUUUAAGGUUAAUAUAUCAUGAUACUACUGUAGGACCUCAGUUAAAUACAGUGUUAAAUGUUGAUAGGGAGAAACGUUGUAUGUUUAGCAGUUUACUUGGUUCAGUGUAACGACCCCAUCAGAUGAUCGAUGACUCAACUUUUCAAUGUGGUAGUUUUGACUGUACCAAACAGUACAGUGCACAUUUUAUAACAUCUGUUUUGCUAGAUCUACUCAAAUUGAAAUUUUCCACACAUGCAGAACAUCAAUUCACAAUGCCAAAUAUUUUUUUAUUUUUUUGCCUGAUUUUGUUUGUGUUAUUUAAGAGUAGAACUUUUUUUCAUUGGAGGAAUGAGAUUUUUAAUUUUACAUAGCAAUAAAAUGUUUAAACAAA